UUUCUCUCAUUUCUUACUCUGAAUUUUUAAUAAAAUGCCAACCACACUCGGCAAGAAUCUCCAUCUCUGCUUCUCCAGGAUCAAGCGCCCAGAAUUCCCCAUGUCCCAACCUGACGAUCACAGCCGUCCAUUGCCCACCGCCUCGGCCGCCCUCAUUAAGAACUUCAACUCCAUCUACGACCUCACCGCCGCCACCUCCAAGUCCCACAGUGGCUCCGUGGACGACGACGAUCACUCCUCUGACUCGGACUCCGACUCCGACUCCGAAGCCAAAGCCACCGCCACCCCCGACUUCGCCACCGUCUACGCCUCCCAGCGCUUCUUCUUCUCCUCCCCGGGCCGCUCCAACUCCAUCAUCGACUCCUCCUCCUCUUCCUCCUCCACCUCCCAGUCCUCCGACACCCCGCCGGAGUCCGAAUCCCCCAUCACGGGGGGCAUUGCCAUCCCCACCUACUCCCCGGAUCCGUACAUGGACUUCCGGCGAUCCAUGCAGGAGAUGGUGGAGGCACGUGACUUGAUCGACGUGAGAGCCAAUUGGGACUACCUCCACGAGCUCCUCCUCUGCUACCUCUCCCUCAACCCCAAAACCACCCACAAGUACAUCGUGGGCGCUUUCGCAGAUCUCCUCGUCACUCUCAUGUCGCCACAAGGCUGCGCCGUCAGGGAACCCGACCCCGACCCCGACCCCUCCAGCGGCGGCGGCGGUUGCGACAACAUUCCACGGCGAUUCAUGUAAUGUACUACUGGCAACUGCAGUUGUUCUUUCAUCAGAUAACAUUAAUUAUUAUCUAAUCUUUUUGUAUCAUCUAAUUUAUUUUUAGCAGUAGAUAUAAAAACAUAAACACAAAUAUAAAUAUCUGUGGGUGUGAAGAAGUGAUGAUUGGUCCUUUCAA
Messenger RNA from Vitis riparia (riverbank grape), 893 nucleotides. Its product is annotated as transcription repressor OFP12-like. The transcript has a single exon. The record is from RefSeq and is a predicted model, not a curated record. The coding region runs from base 35 to 736 and encodes 233 amino acids. Gene Ontology annotation, biological process: negative regulation of DNA-templated transcription. Lineage: Eukaryota; Viridiplantae; Streptophyta; Magnoliopsida; Vitales; Vitaceae.